AUGCUGCUGGCGCUGCCGCCCCGGAACGUGGACUUCGACGACGAGGCCGAGAUGCGGCGCGUCUUCGCGCUCGCCUACGACGUGUUCCGGUAUAAAAUCGUUUUACAACAGGCGUUGGGCGACUGUCGUUUUUUCGACCAGUUCCCUCAGCACGCGGCCGACCCCGCGCGCGCCUGGCUGCUGCUGUUCGACCUGCACAAGCGGCAGUUCCGGCCGCGCGAGGCCAUGGAGCUGCACAUGCCGCCGCCCCCAGGGGGCUUCGUGCCGGGGAUGAGCCGCCAGGCCCUGGUCAGCGCGGGGCUGGCGGAGAUGGACGACGACCUGUGGGAGAUGCGCGUGCACCUCGCGGCCGCCCUGGCCAGGCUGCGGGUGAAGCGGCGCGCGCUGCGGCUGUCGCAGCUGCUGCCGCCACACCUUCAGGACGGCCGCAUCGUGAACCACGAGGACGCGCUGGUCACCGGCUGGGUCAACACCUUCAGGAGCAGCAAGCAGCAGGUGUGCGCGGGGCUGGAGCGCCAGGGCCUGCGCCUCGUGGACGACGGCCCGGCCGGGCGCGCGCGCACCGUGGACGCGGCCAGGGAGGGCGCGGCCUCCGUGUCGCACGAGGACUUCCGCUUCGACCCCGUCGUGCCCAACGUCAUCGUCUGCCACCCCGAGCAGCGCGACGACCUCGCGCAGGCCGCCAUCGUGCGCAAGUGCUACCUCGUGCUGCAGGACAGGGCGUUCUGCUUCGGGCCGGCCAUGGUCAGCAAGUUGCUCUCCGACUACGACCUGACGGGCUGCGUGGCGCAGACGCACAUCCACUCGCCGCGCUCCACGGCCUACCUGGCCGCCAUCCUGGCCGACAACGUCAAGGUGGACACGCUGCUGGCCUUCGGCGCGGGCCCUCGCAAGCAGCAGUACAAGGCGUACUUCCGCAAGCUGGGCGUGACCAACGCGGAGGUGUUCGAGGAGCGCUUCCUGGACGCGGCGGCGCAUGACGGCGGCCUCCUGGACAACGUGGUGGCCGUGCUGGCCACGCCGCCCAACUCGUACUCGGCCGUCACGGACCCCGUGGACCUGGUGUGCAGCCGCGGCGGCGACCUGGCCAUGCUGCACCAGCUGACGGAGCCGGAGGGUCCUGGCGGCGGCGGCGGCGGCGCGGGCAGCGGCAUGCUGCAGGAGCAGGCCGCCACGCUGCGCCUGGCCAUGGCCAAGCCGCAGGUGCAGUUCGUGGUGUACGAGACGCACUCGGUGUACUCGGUGGAGAACGAGCGCCUGGUGCGCCGCCUGGCCGAGCAGAACCUCCCCGGCGUCGCCAAGAGCAACCAGAACCAGGGCGAGAAGCGCGCCAAGCAGCCCAAGGCCAAGGAGGCCGACAAGGACGACGCCGACAACCCGGCGGCCAAGAAGAAGCGCAAGUCCGGCAAGCAGGCCUCCAAGGAGCCGUCGGCGGCAGCCACCCCGGCAGCCACCGCGCCCGCCACGCCAGCGCCCACGGCGGACGCCACCGCACCAGAAAACCCCGAAGCGGCUGACGCUCCUGCAGACACUGCUGCGACCACCGCAGGCGAAGCACCUCAAGGAGAAGCCACGUCCACAGAAGGCAGUGCUCCUCCUGCAGUUGGCACCGAGGCGUCCCCGUCGACCGAACAGCAGGGCGACGAGAAGCAGCCGACGGACGCCGGCAAGGCGGAGGAGGCCAUGGUGAGGGUGGCGCAGGCGUCGCAUCUCAUGGCGGUGACACUCGGCGUCCUUGUCUCACGCCUUGCCCUCCAGGUGCCGGCGUGCGACCUGUUCGAGAUCGGCCACCUGCCCGACAUGUGCCCGCACAGCGACAGCUGCCUGUCCAUGGGCGAGGAGGGCUGCUUCCUGGCGCUCAUCAAGCGCAAGGAGAUCGUGCGCAUGGACGCCAACUACAUGAUCAAGAUGGCCGAGGCCCGCGGGCUGUUCGGCUGCGCCCCGGGGGUUCGGCGGUACAUCGCGGCGAUGCGGGCGGGCUCGGCCGCGGGCUGGCAGUACCUCCUGCGGCUCGGGCCCAUGCUGGGGCCGAUGCUGGGCCCGGACAGCGGCAGCGGCUCUAAGGGCAUCUUCCGGCUGAGCCGGUCCGCCCCCGCGGGCCCCGCCCCCGAGCAGCCCCUGUGCUCGCUGCACCGCCACCCCUUCCCGCUGCGCGUGUGCCUGCUCGAGUUAUGA
This is a messenger RNA of Thrips palmi, 2175 nucleotides long. RefSeq lists its product as uncharacterized. Bases 1 to 2175 code for a protein of 724 amino acids. Lineage: Eukaryota; Metazoa; Arthropoda; Insecta; Thysanoptera; Thripidae. The transcript has 10 exons. The record is from RefSeq and is a predicted model, not a curated record.